Molecule: messenger RNA, 856 nt
Organism: Purpureocillium takamizusanense
Lineage: Eukaryota; Fungi; Ascomycota; Sordariomycetes; Hypocreales; Ophiocordycipitaceae
Gene: RPS7A
Product: ribosomal protein S7A
Exons: 3
Coding region: 53-661 (202 amino acids)
Biological process (GO): translation; rRNA processing; ribosomal small subunit biogenesis
Cellular component (GO): cytosolic small ribosomal subunit; small-subunit processome; ribosome
Molecular function (GO): structural constituent of ribosome
Source: RefSeq, a predicted model, not a curated record
CCUCACGACACCAACCGACCAUCACCACCGUCGAGCAGCACCAGCCGUCAAGAUGAGCGCCCAGGCCCUGAACAAGAUCGCUCCCAACAGCCCUACGCGGCAGAACCCCUCCGAGCUGGAGCAGAACAUUGCCCAGGCUCUUUACGACCUCGAGACCAACACGGCCGACCUCAAGGUCGCCCUGCGUCCUCUGCAGAUCGUCUCUGCCCGCGAGAUCGAGGUCGGCCACGGCAAGAAGGCUAUUGUCAUCUUUGUCCCCGUCCCUUCCCUGCAGGGCUUCCACCGUGUCCAGCAGCGUCUCACUCGUGAGCUCGAGAAGAAGUUCUCUGACCGCCACGUCCUGAUCCUGGCCUCGCGCCGCAUCCUCCCCCGCCCCAAGCGCUCUGCCCGCUCCCGCAACACCCAGAAGCAGAAGCGCCCCCGUUCCCGCACCCUGACGGCCGUCCACGACGCUAUCCUGUCCGACCUUACCUACCCCGUUGAGAUCGUCGGCAAGCGUAUCCGCACCAAGGAGGACGGCAGCAAGCUCCUCAAGGUCAUCCUUGACGAGAAGGAGCGCGGUGGCGUCGACUACCGCCUGGACACCUACUCCGAGGUCUACCGCCGCCUCACCGGCCGCAACGUCAACUUCGAGUUCCCCCAGACCCCCGCUGAGUACUAAGCGGUGGAUUUGAAGAUGGGAGAGUGACGUGCCUUGUUUGCAUUGAUGGUUGGUCCAAAAACUUGGGGGCUCGGCGUCUUGAGAUACAUGUAGCUUGAUAAUGACACAAGCUGCUUCAUGAUUUCGUCAUAAGAAGUCAUUAACAACCCAAUUGGCCGCUCAUCAUCAUCGCGUCAUCAUUAUCAUCUAUUCGGG